Arachis ipaensis is the source of this 1053-nucleotide messenger RNA. Lineage: Eukaryota; Viridiplantae; Streptophyta; Magnoliopsida; Fabales; Fabaceae. The record is from RefSeq and is a predicted model, not a curated record.
AUGUUGCGGGAUAUUGGGAAGUUAGUGGAAGUGAGUGAAACUGUGUCACAAGCUUCAAUGAUUACGAAGUUUAUCUAUAAUCACUGCCAUCCUUUGUACUUGAUGAGAAAGUUCACAGGCGGACGAGAAAUACUUCGUCCAGCUCCAACUCGAUUCGCCACUAAUUUUAUUUCUUUGCAAAGUAUUUUGGCUCAAAAGGAUGCAUUGAGAGCUAUGGUGACAUCUAGAGAAUGGACAAGCUCAACUUACUCUAAAGAAGCCAAAGCAAAAAAGUUUGUGGAUCAAGUCUUAGAUUCUAAAUUUUGGAAUCAAUGCACUGAUAUUGUUAAGCUUAAUGAGCCACUUGUUCGUGUAUUGCGUAUUGUGGAUAGUGAAGAUAGAGCUGCAAUGGGUUUCCUUUAUCAAGCUAUUUAUAAGACUAGGAAAGAGAUGGUGAAGAAGUUUCAAAAAAGAAAGAAGGUUGUUGAUCCAUAUUUGAAGAUUUUAGAUUCACGUUGGGAUUUACAACUUAAAAGAAACCUUCAUGCUGCUGGUUAUUGGUUAAAUUCAGCUUUUCGAUUUAAUGCUACAGAAUUUGAAAAGCACAAGAAAACAACUUCUGUCCUACUAGAUGUCAUUGAGAGAUAUGCUUACGGUGAUGUAGAUUUGAUUUCUAAAUUGAUAAGUGAGAUGAGAAUCUUUAAGAAUGCUGAAGGAGACUUUGGAAGACAGUCUACAGUACGUGAGCAAAGCAUAGUGAUGCCUGUUCUUCAGGCUGUCAGCGUAACUGGAGCAUUUUUGAACACAUUCACUCAAAGAAAAGGAAUCGAAGAUUCACGACCAUUUUUAACCCCUGAAAAAGUUGAUGCGUUACGGAAUGAUCUUGCAAAUAUGUCUCUUCAAUCAGCUUUAGAUGAUUUGGAUCAAUUGAAUCUGGAAGAUGAUCGAGAUGAUGAUGAAGCUAAUAAUAAUUCUGUGAAAAAUACAAAUCAGAAUGAAACCAAUCAGGAUGUAGCUCCAGAUUUGUCAGAUGAAAAAAGAUAUCCAGACUUUGAAAUUACUCCUUGGAUAUAA